GGACAGGUUUGAAGUCGUCACUACACUGUGUGCAUCGAAUCGUAAUUACGUUUACACUCUCUGGUGUCAACAGCCGCGCUCAAGAAACGUGGGGAACGGCGGAACGACGCGUGAAAAAGAAACUAAUGGAUACCGGAAAGCUCAUCGCCCACCCGAGCGUCCGGGUCAGAGGAUCUGAACACAUCUUCGAACCUGUGGAAUGCGCCAGCAAAAAAUGCGGGGUACUGCCGGUUCCUCAUCUGCACUGUCCGUUAUGUAACAAAAACUCAGUGUUUAUGGAUGCACGCAUCGCGAAAGCGCACUACAGAGUCAAGCACGUCGACAAAGGACUGUACUUUGCCGGAUUAAGAAUGCUGCGAUGCUCAGCUACGUGCAGAAUAUCUGGAAGCAUUAAGGGCGAAAAAAAGUUCAGAGGGCCCCACUGGCACUGCUACAAAUGCAGGAACGGUUUUUGCAGACGUGAUGAAGCAAUGAAGCAUUUUGAGACACAUUUCAAGUUGCCACAGACAACAUUUCAGAUUAACAUAGUCCAGGAUGUUAACGAAGGAAUGGGACUUCAGUCAAGUUUGGACAGCAGUUCUGUUGAACAUUCAGAAUGUCAAAUGUCAUCAGCAUCUGAUAUUAGCACAGAUAUGGAUUCAAACACAGCAGUUGCAGUAACGGUUGAUAUGACUGAAGAGCCCCCUGAAAAUUCUGGGUCACCAAAUACCGCAGAAGAACCAACAACAGUCAUGAUUAUUCAGGAGGAGGACACGAGGUCACUCUCAUCUAACCCAGGCUGUGUUACGAAGACCCGUGAGGAAGACCUUUCUGAGAAAAAUUUGUUUCUUGAAAAGCUCUUGACAGAAUUUAAGCAGCAAAUGGACAACCUGAAGGCAAAAUAUACACGCACUGAGAACAUGCUCCAGUUGGAAAUCAUUUCUUUACGUCGCCAGCUAGAAAAGAAGAACACUGAACUUGAAAAUUUGAAGAGGCAGCAGACAGAAUUACUCUCUUCCAAGACACCCCAGUUGAAUUGCUCUCUACAGAAGCUGCUUAAAGCUUUGCAGAACCAACAUUCUGAACUGCUCAGGCAGCAUAUAGCUCAAGCACGAAAUGAAGCCUUCCAGAGUGCACUGAAUGAACUUCAAAAUGGCACCACAAUAUUAGCUGUGGAUAACAGUAGCACCACAUUUCUCCAACAAGAAAGCAGCUCGAUGGUUGCAAUGGUCCUCAAUAGCUCUGGUACGCUUGGAAUCCCUGUGUCCCUGGCCACGAACAGCAGUCCUUCAGUUGUGUGCCCUCCAGCGAAGACUCUGCUGCCAAAACUGGGAACAACAGGAGUGCCAGUAAUGAUUUCUGGCCAGCAAGCGUUUGUUCAACCUCAAUCUAGGAUUGUGCAGCAAGCCGUUGGCAGCUCGAACCUCGUGCUCACUUUAGCUGACUCUAGUGAGGUAUCUCAAAAUCUUAUGUCUAGUGCACAGCAGGGGAGCACUCUUACGUCCAGUGCACAGCAGGUGAGCACUCUUACGUCCAGUGCACAGCAGGUAAGCACUCUUACGUCCAGUGCACAGCAGGUGAGCACUCUUACGUCCAGUGCACAGCAGGUGAGCACUCUUACGUCCAGUGCACAGCAGGGGAGCACUCUUACGUCCAGUGCACAGCAGGGGAGCACUCUUAUGUCCACUGCACAGAAGGGAAGCACUCUUACGUCCACUGCACAACAGGGGAGCACUCUUAUGUCCAGUAAACAGCAGGGGAACACUCUUAUGUCCAGUGCACAGCAGGGGAGCACUCUUAUGUCCACUGCACAGCAGGGGAGCACUCUUAUGUCCACUGCACAACAGGGGAGCACUCUUAUGUCCACUGCACAGCAGGGGAGCACUCUUAUGUCCACUGCACAGAAGGGAAGCACUCUUACGUCCACUGCACAACAGGGGAGCACUCUUAUGUCCAGUGCACAGCAGGGGAGCACUGUAGUUGCUUGCACAGAUCUCCUGUGUCAGUUGCCGUCAGCAUCGUCUGAUAGCAAAGAUGAACAGGAAGCUCCUGAAGAAUGCACGUUGUGAUGCACAGACCAUGUAGACUCCAUCACAUUGAAAGUACUGAUUUGUACUUGUUUUUCAUCCAUCCUGCUCACUUUAGUGGUACGUAAGUUUGUACUACUGCUCUAGACGCAACCUUAAGAUCUCUUACUCCUUUUUUUUUGAACCCUGAAGGAGUCCUGUGAGGAGUACAUAUGCAUCAUCAACCUUUUAUGUGGGCAAAACCACCACACUGCUAAGCUUUACAUAGCUUAAUCCAUACAACGUACAAAAUGGAAUAUUGCUUCCAGGUGACACAAGUCAGUGUUGUGUGUUUCAAGUCAUCCUGAAAUACUGAAAGUUUGUGUCAGACUAGUCUACUUAUUAGUUAAUAAUAAUACUGAGAAGUGUGAAAUAUUUAUUUGAGUGCAGUUUACCUGUUGCACAAGUUGCACAUUCACCCACUACUGAAGUUAUUGGUAGUGUAACUAAUUUUUCAGGCUGUGAACGAAGCCCACAAUACAUCGGGUAAACAUGCAGCAGAUAUAAUGUGCCAUGUUAGAAUCUGCAUUCAGCAAGGCUGCUGUGCAUCUUAAUCUGAUGCACGUGAUGCACAGUAUAGACUAGUGGGUCUCAGUCAUGGAUGUUUCGGAACUUGUGAACAGGUGGAAGUGAUGGGGACCCUUUCAAUGAGAAAACAGGAGUGAUGGGUUGUAAUAGAACAUGCAGAAUGAAAUAGGUGGUUUCUAUAUCUCCUUGACAAAGAAUAGUCCAAGUAAAGCGCCAUGCUUAUUUGGUCCCAACAGCCUGUGAAUAAGUUGUGCAGUCUGCAGUCACGUUGAACCUCUUCUUAGCUAUGUCUACUGUUUCAAUAUGCAAGUUCAAAAAAAUAUGUUGGGGCAUAUAUUUCGUAAAAAACUGCAGCAACAGUUUACAGCGCUCUUGUGAAAAAGAGGCAGCAUAAGUCUGCUCUGCCGCAAUUCAAGAAAGUUGCGAAUUGAGGCUUACUAAAAAUCAGAAGGGGCCAUUGUCAAGGAACAUAAUGUGCCUCCAAACAACACUUUUUUGUUGUAAACCUGCUUUACGAAGACAAAAAGGACUUGACAUUGCAGAGAAGGUGCCUUUUUCAAAAUAGGCAAAAUCAGACUGGGUACACGAUGGAUCCUAUUAUAUUGUGGGCAGCAACUAAAAAUAUUGUCAUGGGUAUAGGAAGGUACUUCUGGCACGAACAUUGAAAUUAUGCCGAAUCAAUGAACACGAGGACGUUUUUGUGGGACUGUGUCUGAGCUGCCCUGUUGUCCUGCGUUUCUCUGUGUUGUGUGAAGUGUUUACCGGACUGGCGUUACAGUGUACUAGAAGGGGAAGUGUGUCGCGCGGCGCUGGAAAGAGGGUCCUUCUUGCAAUGACCGCUCCGCGCGCCACCAGAGGGCGCUACUGGCCACAGGAGCACUACGCUAGCUGCGGUGAUACCUCUGCGAGUGGUUUGCGCGGCUGAUUUGCUGAUUUUUGUAUUGUACCGAGUUGUCGUGCAAGUGCGGCUGUUUAUGCGAUUAAUAACCACUGCAACGCCACCUAAUCAUGAAAUCUAGCCCUUCCACACAAGCUGCAUCACAAUUUAGUGCUGUCACCACUUCUUGCGCAAAAUUUCUUAGACAACGGACGAAACAGACACGGACGGGCACAAACUUCCGUUUGCGUCUGUUGUCUACGAAAUUUUGUGCAAGAAGUGGUGAUUAUAGAAUACCAACUAGCUCGAACCAACACCUUGUUAGUGCUGUCGUCCAGUCGAGCGCGUUUUUUUUUUUUUUUAAUUCAGGGAUAUUUUCAAGCAGUGACAUACCUUCAAGUGGUAUUGGAUAAAUUUUAACGCAUUAACUCAUAAAGCUUAAACAUUUCUAUUUAAUGCAUACAAGUGUCUGUGUUCGGUCAUGCAUAUAGGCGUAGGCCGCCUAUAUCUUUUAUAUUGCUUCCCAUGCUAAGCAGUUGAGAAGCUUCAAGCGAAUGCGUCUGCAUGUGGCUUCUACUUUUGCGACUGGUCGCGCACAAGCACAGACAUAGACAAACAUGAUUCUGAACUUUAUUUUUCAUUCAAAAAUUUUUUCAGCCCAGCUGCUCCUUUCGAUUAAACCAAAAUAUCUUCACAACGAGACACAAACUUAUCAAAAGAAUAAGAUCAUGGUUUCCCUCGUAGAAACCCAGAAAUUAUCAAUUACUAACCCCACCUGUCAAGCAAGCUGCUCAUUUACAUCGCCUCAGCUUCAGGUGUUUCGCCUGUUGUCUCUUAGAGCUGCGCUUCUUGUUCAGUGACUUAGCAUAGAAUCGAAACUGAAGAAGUACAUAAAAUUUCACUAUACUCAAUGUCAGCUCUUUGUGAUGUGUGUCACACCCUGGCUUUGGCAGGUCAACACUUUAGAGGAACAUGGCAAAGUCUUGCAUCCUUUGUGCGUUAAUUUUCUUUGAACUGAAGAAAACGGUAAAUGACUCUUCUAAAGCGCUGACAAGGCCGGAAAGCCCAGAAGAUUAGUAUAACAGACCGCCAUAAUCACAAUGUCUAAUGAAGUCAUUAUUGGUACUUGAUUGACCCUGCUCUUUGCUCAUUGUCAAGAGCCCGUGAUCUGCAAGUUCUUUUCCGGAGCCUUCAGUCUCGAACUGACCCAGAUCAACAAAUCCUUCUAUGGAGCCUGAAAGAGGUAAAGACGUAAGCCGAGAUAAAUGAACACGCAGAAACUAACAGCACAUACGAUGAAACAUAUGGACCAUCCGAUUAAAAAUAAUGAAACAGUUUAACUGUUCACACUUUCCAGAAGGCUUGACAUCAGUGUGUUCAGACAAUUCAUUUCGUCGAAUACUAUGAUGCCAUGCCGACUGUGCUCGUCCAUGUCCUUCGUUUUUUCUUGGAGACCUUCGAACACACUUGGGUUAAAACCAAAGCCGCUCUGGAAGUGCUGUAUUGCCCUCUUUAGACAAAUGUGGCCUGGUAAAGCCAGAAUGUCGUGCUUUCUCGUGUGUUCGUACAGCUUAGGGCUUCGCAUGCGCAUCAGCUUUCACUCAAGAUGCCAUUCACUUUCAUACCUCAUUCCUUUUCUUGACUUUCUCUGUGCUGCUUCAAAACACGCCUUGACAGCUGCUCGCUGCUUCUCAGGAAGGCCUCUAAUUCUUUCAGCUACCGCUUUUUCAGAUAACUGCUCAUUUUUGUUUUCAUAUGACUGAAGCUAAUUCUUGCGUUGCUAAGCUUGGCUUUCGUUCUCCGUAGAUUAUGCCGUAUAUUACGAGGACUUGGUUUGGCAGAUACCUUCUGACGCCAUCUUCUGGAAAGCUGGUUGAGUAUCAGCUUCCUCUGAUACAGUGAACACAAGCACCGAGGGCAUCUGCUACGACAAGCGUGCAGUUCUUCGAAAAGAGCUCCCCAUUAAACGAAGGGCAUUUGCCAGCUAAAGGCUCCAUUCCCACGCCAGGGCACAAAGUCAACUUGCUUACAUUGUUUAUCAGUAACUCUGCCUCCUCUCAUGUUACGAGUUCCUCUUGG
Molecule: messenger RNA, 5529 nt
Organism: Rhipicephalus microplus (southern cattle tick)
Lineage: Eukaryota; Metazoa; Arthropoda; Arachnida; Ixodida; Ixodidae
Source: RefSeq, a predicted model, not a curated record